Messenger RNA from Nymphaea colorata (pocket water lily), 2388 nucleotides. Its product is annotated as probable anion transporter 6, chloroplastic. The coding region runs from base 114 to 1898 and encodes 594 amino acids. Gene Ontology annotation, biological process: transmembrane transport. The record is from RefSeq and is a predicted model, not a curated record. Lineage: Eukaryota; Viridiplantae; Streptophyta; Magnoliopsida; Nymphaeales; Nymphaeaceae. The transcript has 16 exons. Gene Ontology annotation, molecular function: transmembrane transporter activity.
GGUUCUACUUCUCUAGCUCUCUCUCUCCCCUCCACGCAACGUCUUCCUUCCCCAACGCCAUUUCCCGCUCGACAAUCCUCGCUCUCUCUCUCUCUCACUCUCCCUGUGUUCCUAUGGCGAGUUCCUUGUUGCAGCCGAGAAAUCUGGGCUUCGGUUGUCCACAGACACUCCGCCCAAGAAGAGUUCCCGAACUGUCAUGUUUCCCCUCCUCCUCUGCUGCUGCUGCUGCUGCUUCUCCUCCUCCGUGCCGCUUCCGUUCAAGUUCGUUCAGGGGCGCGAGGGUGAGGGCCUCCGGCCACAGAGGUCAGGGAGGAGGAGUCGCGGAAGAAGAGGUGAGCCCAGAGGUUCCGGUUCUCCGAAGAGGACAAGAUGAUCCUGCCGUCCCAGGCGAAGCAUCGGAGGCGUCCGUUGCGGGCGGGGAUUGGAGAUGGCCGCCUUGGAAGGGCCUGCCCCAACGCUACAAGCUCAUCGGGACUACCUCGCUUGCGUUCGUCAUCUGUAAUAUGGAUAAGGUGAACUUGAGUGUUGCCAUCAUUCCCAUGUCCCAUCAAUUUGGUUGGAGUUCCUCAACGGCAGGAUUAGUGCAGUCGUCAUUUUUCUGGGGAUAUACCUUGAGCCAGUUACCUGGUGGGUGGUUGGCAAAAAUUUUUGGUGGCAGGAAAAUUCUUGAGAUUGGGGUCUUUGCUUGGUCCAUAGCUACAGCAUUUGUUCCUGUUGUAGCUGGUUUUCUGCCAGGACUUGUUUUAUCUAGAAUUCUGGUUGGAAUUGGGGAAGGUGUGUCUCCUUCAGCUGCAACUGAUAUAAUGGCCAGAUCAAUACCUCGAGAGGAACGAUCUAGGGCGGUUGGAUUUGUUUAUGGUGGCUUAAGUGUUGGAAGUGUCUUAGGACUUCUAUUGGCUCCUGAAUUUAUCCAAUCCCUAGGCUGGGAGUCGGUUUUUUAUGCAUUUGGCUUUCUUGGACUAGCCUGGUGCAUAGGCUUUCAGUUUCUAGAUGAAGUCCAAUCAUCACCUCACGAACACUUGUUAACAGAAAAAAGAAAUAUGAAUACCAAUGGCGUGCCCCUGGCAUCUUCUGCAGAGAAAAAAUCUUGGGAUGCUUCUCUGUCCCAGUUAAGCCUGUCAUUAAAGGACAUACCUUGGAAAGCAUUCUUCAAAAGCCAUGCAGUGUGGGCGAUGAUAUAUGCUCAUUUUUGUGGGAGCUGGGGUCACUAUACUUGUCUCUCUUGGCUGCCUACUUACUUUAGGCUUAGAGGAGCUUGUCCAACAUUAGAAAGAAAGAGAGAGAGAGAAAGGGUGAGAAACGCUUCUUGCUCUCUUGUUGGAACGGAGGCUAGUGGCUGCUGGAAAGAAACCAGAAGCAGAAGUUGCCAAGAUUUUCAGAGUGAAGAGCUGAGCCUAAACCUCACAGAGGCAGCUUGGGUGUCUCUCCUCCCUCCACUUGCUUCCAUUGCUGUUACCAGCAUUGCAGCAACAUUUGCAGACACACUUAUAUCAAAUGGAGUCGAGACUACUGUGGUCCGAAAGAUCUGUCAGACAAUUGCUUUCAUUUGUCCAGCCCUCUCCAUGAGUGUUGCUUCCAUGGAUUUAGGAAUGUCACCAUGGGAAAUUGUAGCUUUUCUUACUGCCGGUUUGUCUCUUUCAAGUUUUGCAUUGUCAGGACUAUACUGCACUCAUCAGGACAUAUCUCCUGAAUAUGCAAGCAUACUUCUAGGGAUAACAAAUACUGUAGGAGCUGUUCCUGGAAUUGUUGGUGUUGCCCUUGCUGGAUACCUUAUUGACCAAACUCACUCUUGGAGUGUGGCUCUAUUUUUACCAUCUAUCUUCUUUUACUUGACCGGUGCGGCUGUGUGGGUAGCCUUUGCUAGCAGCAAGCCCCAGACAUUUGUCAAGGGUGAUUAAGCGCCUUGAAAAUACUCUGCUUUCCAAUGAGGAUUUUAACCUUUUUUGUAUUAUAUCAUUCUUUUUUUCCAACAGCUGCACAUUGAUGCAGCAUUAUUCUUAGAAAGCAAUAUUUUAAAGGCUUUCCCAUCAAGGGAAGGUGUGCAUAAUGUUGUAAAGCCUAUUGUAAAUUCAUAGAAUAAAAAAGAAAUCGCAGCACGUAGGUUGUUCCUAGUUUGAUCUUAUGUUACUUGUGGUCCUUAAUCAGUGGUUGGGAAGAACUCCUCGCAUUUCGACAAGUGACAAGGCAUCAACAUCUUUUUUGUCGAGGUGGUGACCUGCAAGUAGUAUGCAGGUUCAUAUCCCGUUUCUCUACCUUUCUUUUGUUAAUUGUAAUGUAACAUUGUUGAUCUCAAAGAACUGGUUUCUGGGAUUACCUUGUACUCUACUUAUACUAAAUGCAACUUUGUGCGCCAAUGACAUGAUAUUUUCACCUGUAAUUAGUGCCAAA